AUGCCGCCGUCCGGCCUUUUCCGUGGCCUCAGUACGUUCCUGAGCGGCGGCCUAGCCCUGGCCCCCGGGCUCCAGACCACUCGCCCCAUGGCCACCGUGAACCAGAAGCAGCGCCUGGGGUCUCCGAAGCGGCCGCCCCGGAAUCUGGGCCCCACGCAGGGCCGCCCGCAGCUGCAGGGCGUCGUUCCGCGCACGUUCAUCCGCAAGCCCGAGAAGCCCAACUCGGCCAACCGCAAGUGCUGCCGGGAGCGGCUCAGCACGGGCCGCGAGGGCGUCUGCUUUAUUCCCGCAGAGGGCCACAGCCUGCAGGCGCACCACGUCGUCCUGGUGCAGGGCGGCCGCACCCAGGACCUGCGCGGCAAGUACAACUGUGGCCAUGUGCGGAAGAAGAAGUGA
Molecule: messenger RNA, 396 nt
Organism: Choloepus didactylus (southern two-toed sloth)
Lineage: Eukaryota; Metazoa; Chordata; Mammalia; Pilosa; Megalonychidae
Product: 28S ribosomal protein S12, mitochondrial-like
Exons: 1
Coding region: 1-396 (131 amino acids)
Biological process (GO): translation
Cellular component (GO): ribosome; small ribosomal subunit
Molecular function (GO): structural constituent of ribosome
Source: RefSeq, a predicted model, not a curated record